UAAAAUCGAGGGAGUAUAACUUAUUAUAAUCACAUAAAUUGCAUUGAUAGUGUAGAAACAAAGCACAUAUCUUAAAUCUUUUCAGAUUCCACUCAUAGUAGAAAAAAAGGUAAGUUUCUCAUUGUAGAAAUUUAGUAACCUGGGCACGUAGAAGAAGCUCGCAGAAAGAUGGUGAACUUCUCAGGAUUGCCUUCACCUUUGUCAAUAUUCUCAGCCUAUGCUUCAAUGUCUGCUUCAAUUAUGCUAUUUCAGACAAUGCUAAAUCAAGUACUUCCCCUUCAAGCUCAAGACUACAUUUUCUCAAAAAUUCGUCAUUAUUUUAAGCCUCUUUCAUCCACUAUUACUCUAGUCAUUGAAGAAAGGGAUGGCAUGUCCAGCAAUGAAAUCUAUGAAGCUGCAGAAAUCUAUUUGUACCACAAAAUCACCCCUGAAAUUGACCUUUUCAAACUUAGCAAACGCCCCAAAGAGAAGAAAUUACGUGUUAACUUUGCCAAGAGUUGGAAAACUACUGAUAUUUUUGAAGGAGUAGAGGUUAUUUGGAGAUUUGUUUCGGAAGAGUGCAAAAAGACUUUAACAUUUCCAGGCAAUGGGGAUUUUGAGAAUGAUAUUUUGGCGUCUGAGAAACGACAUUUCGAGCUCUGUUUUGACAAGAAAUACAAGGACAAAGUAUUGAAUUGUUACAUGCCAUUGGUACUUAGAGAAGCCAAUGUCAUAAAAGCUGAGAAGAAAGUUGUCAAGUUGCAUACUUUAGGUUCUUCUUCUUCUUAUUCAUCAGCACAAUUUUGGGAUUCCAUCAACUUUGAACACCCUUCCACCUUCGAUACUCUCGCGAUGGAUGCAGGGCUGAAGAAGGCUAUAAUUGAGGAUCUUGACAGGUUUCUAAGAAGAAAAGAAUUCUACAAGAAAGUUGGAAAAGUAUGGAAAAGAGGGUACUUAUUGUAUGGACCUCCGGGAGCAGGAAAAUCAAGUUUGAUUGCAGCAAUGGCUAAUUAUUUAAAGUUUGAUAUUUUUGAUUUAGAGUUGGCCAAUGUAAAGAGAGACUCAGAUUUGAAAAAGCUGUUGUUGAGGACCACAAAUAAAUCCAUACUUGUCAUUGAAGAUAUUGAUUGCAGCAUGGAGUUGCCUGACAGAAGAAAAACUGCAAGUCUAUCAAAUAUUCAUGCUGAUGCCCGUCCACCUCGUGACCAACAACAGUUUACACUUGCUGGGCUGCUGAACUUCAUAGAUGGCCUAUGGUCAAGCUGUGGAGAUGAGAGAGUUAUCAUAUUUACCACCAACAAUAAAGACAAGAUUGAUCCAGCUCUGUUAAGGCCGGGGCGUAUGGAUAUGCACAUCCACAUGUCUUAUUUAACUAUUGAAGGAUUUACGGUCUUGGCCAAAAACUAUUUCAAAGUGCAUGAUCAUCAAAAUUGGCAUUUUACAGAAAUACAACAGUUGAUUGAGAGUGUACAAGUCACCCCUGCAGAAGUUGCUGAGGAACUUAUGAAGAGUGACAAUGCUAAAAUUUGUUUAGAAAGACUAGUAAAAUUUCUCAAACGCAAGAGGAUGAAGAAUGAAGAAACUGAAGAAGAUGGAAGUGAUGUGUUGGAACUCUUUAAAACAAAACGGAUUACAAGUUUUCACAAUAAGAUGAAUUAAGCGGAAGUGAUAUAGUUAAAAGCUUGAUCGCAUAAAUUAAUCAAUUGUGUAAUUCUAAAUUAGUUGGGAUGAGAUUAUAUGCAUCAUCUAUAUUUAUUAUGUUCUAUUCGGAUCCAUUUCAUUCUAAUAUUGAAUAUAAGUAAGAUCACUUUCUUAGCCAA
This is a messenger RNA of Nicotiana tabacum (common tobacco), 1799 nucleotides long. RefSeq names its product AAA-ATPase At5g17750-like. NCBI's taxonomy places the organism in Eukaryota, Viridiplantae, Streptophyta, Magnoliopsida, Solanales, Solanaceae. Gene Ontology annotation, molecular function: ATP hydrolysis activity; ATP binding. The record is from RefSeq and is a predicted model, not a curated record.